ACACUACCAAAGGCCUCAAACAAAAAUCUUCAUGUAAUUGCUAGUACUGUGAUUUGUGCUGUAGAGAUGGUGGAGGAUCAGCCAGCAGGAGGUGAAUCAGAGGUGAUCACCACCGUGACAGGCGGCAGUAAACCUGUGCACCGCUUCCUCAGAGGACAACCCAAGAGUAUUGGGGUUGUGCUGGUGAUGAUGGGUAUAGGUCUAUUCAUGUUUGGAAUUCCUAUGACUACGCAAUCAUAUGUACCAACCUUAGACGAGCAGUUCACCCCAUUCUGGAUUGGGAUCUUGUUCUUUAUCUGUGGCCUUCUUUAUAUACUGUCUGAACGCAACCCCUCUAAAAAGAUAAUCACAGCCAGCCUUGCUCUGAAUAUCAUCUCAAUCAUUGGAGUGCUGUUUGCUUUGCUGGAAUUCUCCAGAGUAAUUGUUGCAAUCAAUUACUAUGAGGGUCAAAUGUAUGAGAAUCAGAACGGGGAGGAGGAACUUUAUGCCAGACAACAUUUUAUGUUCAUCAGAGACAUGGAGCUGGUGUUCUGCUGUCACAGCUUGAUAGGAGGCGUUCUGCUUGUAACCAUGUCAUUUUUCGCCAGGGCCGCGCUGCGAUCCAGCAGGAGUCAGGUGUUUGUUGUAAUGCGGAACCUGCCGUCAGCCGAGUGAACAGACUGAAAUCAUCCUUCUUAAUGUGCAUGAAGAGGAGCUGACAUCUGUGGGAGCGCAUUAAAAAAUGUAGAAUAACUAACUGUGAUCUUUAGAAUUGCUUAUAAACAGUGUAUUAAAUGGUAACAAAAUGAGUAGUAGUUUUCUGUGUUAUUAAUAACAAUGUUUUCUACUGAGACCUACAAUGAAAAUAGCAUUCAGAGUGUAGGGACAUUUAUUAUUUGGGUUCCACAAUAUAUUACUAUAUUAAGUGUCUCUAAUACCUGUGUACUUACAUAGUAACUAAAUGUCUACGCAGUAUGUAACCACAGUGUAAGUACACAUUGGUAUAUUGUCUCUACAGCUGUAAUAUUUCUGUAACUAAACACAUGUAACAACCCUCAGGAUGGUUUGUGUAAGUAUAAAUGUGUAACAGGACAGACAGUGACUACACUUUUUUUUUUUACUUCACUAAGUAUUCAUUUAACAGGAAUUAUAUAACUACAUUUUGUAACAGCGUGUAUAUAAUUAAUUUGAAUCAUUUGAUCAAGAGGGUGAAGAUGGGUAGGUUUAGGGAUGUGUAAAGUAGGAGGAGUUGGAUCUCGAGGUGGAGUUGGUGCAUUACUGUAAUACUAGUGUGUUUACACUGUAAAAAAUCAUUUGUUGAGUCAACUAAAAAUACUUUAUUACCCCACAGUCUAUUUUUGUU
Molecule: messenger RNA, 1342 nt
Organism: Carassius carassius (crucian carp)
Lineage: Eukaryota; Metazoa; Chordata; Actinopteri; Cypriniformes; Cyprinidae
Product: membrane-spanning 4-domains subfamily A member 15-like
Exons: 6
Cellular component (GO): membrane
Source: RefSeq, a predicted model, not a curated record